Molecule: messenger RNA, 498 nt
Organism: Episyrphus balteatus (marmalade hoverfly)
Lineage: Eukaryota; Metazoa; Arthropoda; Insecta; Diptera; Syrphidae
Exons: 3
Coding region: 1-498 (165 amino acids)
Source: RefSeq, a predicted model, not a curated record
AUGACUGAAACUUGUGCAAAGUGCAAUUUAGAUCUUGAUGUCGAUGUUGUUUUAUGUGGCGGCAUUUGUGUGCGUGUUGAACGUAGUAACGGAAUUGAAGAAACGGAGAAAGAAAAACUCUCUAAAUGUGAAAGUGCUCGCUCCACCAACAGUACUUCUAAUUUGGCACAUACUACCGUAGCAAUACAUGGUGAUGAUAGUGCAGCGAUAAAGAAUUCUGCCCCUUCCCCGCCCAUAACCCUAACAUCGAAUGUUGAUGCUGCUAACCCAGAUCAAUUUAAUGAUAUCCAAAACAAACCACGUCCCUGUUUAACACCUACGCGUACCUCACCCUCGUCUUCGCCCUCAAUUUAUCCUACACCACCCGAACCAUCAUCAUCAGCAAAUGAAGUGCAUAAUCAUAUCAUUCAGCCCUCUCUUCACUCACCGCCACCGUUAAUAUCAGCUCUUCCAACACCUACUAGAACAUCAUCGUUAGCUGAUAGUACAAAAAUCUAA